AUGUCCAUCGACUUUACUUGUGAAGAGACGACUACAGAAGACACUUCUGCCAUGGAAGACGUUACUACUGAGACUGAUCGCUCUUCAGAUUCCAUCUACUCAUUACCACAGAGUGUUCAUCUUCCAUCACGGAAUCUUGGCUAUAACUGUAUAUUAGUUAGUAUAUCAAGCUUUGUAAUUGGUAUUUUCGGCCUAGUGGAUUCUAAUCAUAAAUACAAUCCCGCAAUGGCUAUUGCCGUUAAUGUUUGGGGAGCGAUCUUGUAUAUUCCAAGCGGAUAUUAUUCUAUUAUUAGUCAAAAAAAUGAAACCAAGCCCCAUUUGCUACACUGCUUCUACUUUUUCUCCCUUAUUACGUUGAUCACAUCAUCUAUCCAACUUGGUAUUAAUCUAUCAUCAAACUUGAAUCUUAAAAAUUCUGAAGUCCGAGAAUCAACUCUGUGGUUCAAUGUUGUUUCGGCUAUCAUUGGAGUAAUUCAGUUUAUAACAGGAAGUUGUUUUAUCUAUAUGCUUACGAAACAUGUUUAUGGCCCUGCUGCAAUCAAAGCAAAAUUGCCCUCACUGUAUUUUAGCCUUCAAUUAGUAUGCACCGAAUUCGGUAUGUACGUGUACAGCUCAGUGAGGGCUACCGAACAGCAUCAAUUUGGUGGAGGAACGCCAUUACUUGUUGGAGAAAAGGAGAAAUGGCGAUUUUGUGCUGCAAAAAUCUGA
Messenger RNA from Trichoplax adhaerens, 708 nucleotides. RefSeq lists its product as uncharacterized. NCBI's taxonomy places the organism in Eukaryota, Metazoa, Placozoa, Uniplacotomia, Trichoplacea, Trichoplacidae. The record is from RefSeq and is a predicted model, not a curated record. The transcript is spliced from 4 exons. The coding region runs from base 1 to 708 and encodes 235 amino acids.